GUCUACCCGCAGAGAUCCGUUUUUCUCCCAAUAAUUUAUUUUCAACGCACAGUCUGUCGUGUAACAACACUGAGGACUCAAUUGUCGAAAUAAUUACUAUAAUUUACAGUAGAAUGUAAUUAUUUUAUUUAUGCAAACGACGAAGAAUCUUAGGCCUACCCUAAUGCAAUUAGUUUUCCUUUAAUUUUACGUACCUGCGAAUCAUGUGACACUGAAUUCAGACACGAUUAUUUGCUCACAAAACAUUAUUAUCAAUAUUUUACUGACGAGAAACAACGAUUUAUAAUUUUGUCCUGCUUUUUGAGACUGCAGGACCAGCAGUAAUGCUGGCAGUCGCAUCGGCGAUUGACAGUAACUCGUCUUAUCUCCUCAGGGUUAUCGGGUCAAUUUUUUUUUCACACUCCAGUUGUGCUGUAUGUUAGGAAUACAUCAGCCGCGUUAUUUUUCUGAAGUAAUAUCUUGUUUCCGUCAUGGUCGUUGUCUAGAAGACGGAAAAAUCCGCUUAUUUAUGUAAUUAGUCAUUGUUAAUUGAAAAGAGUGAAGUUUGGAUUGUCUUAUCUUUAUUGCCUUCAAUUUGAGGAAUCGAAAUUUAAUAUUCUUCUUGUGGAAGUUGAAUGUAGAAGUGGAAUGAUUCCACGAUACGAUGUUGGAAGUGCAGUUUCUCUCCAGAGAGUGCCUCUGCAAGCACCUCCUCGGAGAAAACCGAAAAUAAUCCCCACAGCUAAGAAAUCUGGAACAGGUAAUUCCACCGAUAUAUCGGACAUCCAGAGCCCCAACUCCACUAUCACCAGUGUCAACAGCAUCAGCAGCCUCUUGAAGGAGAAAUUGCAGUUUACGUUACCGCAGGCACUGCGAAGGACUAAAAGACGACAGACUGCAGACUACAGAAUCCGAGCUUUUGUCGGGGUUCUUUUCCUCUGCGUGGUGCUUUUAGUAGCUUUUGCACAUUUUUAUUACACUCAGUAUGUGCUGCAACGAGCGUACUUUGAAAAAUUCAGGUUCAAUAAGAACGAGCGUCUCCUCCACAUCUACAGCAACAUCGGUUCGGAGAUCGUGUCAGCACGUCUGGGGUAUGGAAUUCCCAUGGACACCGGUGUCUUCCCCUGCCUGGAGGAGCACCAAAGGUUCUCCUCAGUCUGCCUUGAGUGGCUCCACUACUCUCGCCUGUACCUCUCCCACAUAAACCUGAAUGGCAUGCACUGCUACACGAUAACCUGGCAGUCCCUGAGCUCCACCUUCAACCCUCAGGACUGCUUCGACUGGUCUCCAAAGCGGAGCCACUGGUACGGUGGAGGUCAGCUCCAGAGUCUGGCGUAUCCUCUGGAGCAGGGGCGCCUGGAGAUGAGUCCGUUCAUCACCGGUGAUAUUCAGAAACACCCCUUUGGAAACGUUUUAAAGCGAUACUUCCUCAACUCCAAGGGCGGUACCAUCAUCGUGGACCCCCAGUCGCCGCUCUACAUCUCCAUAAAUGCCAACAGAACACGAGAAUUUUGCCUCCAGGCAAGACACGAUGAUUUCGCUUACAUAAAUCACCUGACUCGUCUCCCCCAGCUGAACUACACGAUCUGCGCCACUGACAACAUGAAGAAUCUCCACUCUUCGAUGGCGGACAAGUCCCUGUGGGAUGGACUCAAGCCAGCAGAAGCUGGGGUUGUGGAUGCUCUGCUGUCCGAGCCCGUCUGGCAGAUCUCCCCGACGAAUGAAGCUGCCAUUUACAAUUAUACGGAGGAUAUCAUCCGUCUGGGGUUCUUGCGGCAGGGACACGUGUUGCUGGAUGCUGAAUGGCAGAAGAGUCCUGGUGAUGUCACCCAGGAUGACGAAAGGUUUCCGUCCAUGGAGGAGACAAUCAACAUCAUCCGGAGGAGAGGAUUCAGAAUUGUUUUUACUAUUCAACCUUUUAUUUCUACGGAGUCGAUUAAUUUUAAGGAGGCCGUCGACAAUCGACUGCUCAUCUCCGAGAGGGGGAGUGAUCCACGGAUACCAGCAUUGACCAGAUAUGGGCGCAGCAACAGCGCAGGUGUCCUCGAUGUCACCAACAAUCGAUCAAUCCCCUGGCUCCAAGGAAAGCUCCACAGUUUAACAAAGAAAUAUCAUGUGGAAGCUUUCUACCUCGAUUUGGGAACAGCCCACGACAUGCCCCACUACUACAAAUGCGAGGAACCGCUGACCAAUCCUGAUCACUACAAAACCCUCUUCACCAACGCUGUCACUGGGACGAUUCCGGUUUUGGGUGUGUCAAGCGCCAUUUCCCGUCCGAAAGCUCCAAUCUUCGUGUCCCUGCCACCCUUCCCGUCUUCCUGGAAGGCUAUCAAGAACGUCAUCCCCACGAUCUUGAAUUACGGAAUCAUUGGGUUCCCCUUUAUCAUGCCAGGGGCGGUGGGAGGGGACGUGGACCUCCCCAAGUCUGAUAACAACCCGAACAACGAUUUCGCAGUCAGUCUUCCUGAUAAGGAGCUUUAUAUCAGGUGGCUCCAGCUCUCGACUUUUUUACCUGUCAUCAGGUUCACUCAUCUGCCUAGUAAAUACUCUGAUGAGCCACUCUUGGAGAUGGCCAAGGCCCUGACCACUUUGAGGCAGAAGAUCGUUACUCCUCUGUUGAAAAAAAUCGUUAACGAGACGUUGGAAUCGGGGGUGCCGAUCAUUCGGCCUCUCUGGAUGUUGGAUCCAGUGGAUCCAGCUUGUCAACUUGUUAUGGAUGAAUUUUCUGUUGGCGAGGAGCUCAUUGUUGCUCCAAUCCUCUACUCGGGGAGUCGACAGAGGGAGGUGUACCUCCCUGCUGGCAUCUGGAGGGAUGGGAUCGAUGGAAGUCUCAGGAAAGGCUCCAGGUGGAUUCAUAAUUACCGAGUUGCUGAAGAUAAAGUCGCUUAUUUUGUUAAAGUACCCGAUAACACGAGAUUCUGAGAGAACAAUGUGGACUGAUACUUUUGAUAUUUCACAGAAAAUACUCGUCUGACUUUCAAAAUCUUUGUAGACAUUUUAGGUAAAUGAUAUCGUUGUCAAAAUGAUGUUUGAAAGUAGACAGACAAAAUACAAAAAUAGUUCAGGUGGAUUAUGACAUUCAGACAAGCGUCUUAACUGCGCAAUAAAUUCUCAUUCAGAAAUCACUCGA
Diachasmimorpha longicaudata is the source of this 3109-nucleotide messenger RNA. Its product is annotated as myogenesis-regulating glycosidase. Bases 628 to 2901 code for a protein of 757 amino acids. Gene Ontology annotation, biological process: carbohydrate metabolic process. Gene Ontology annotation, molecular function: hydrolase activity, hydrolyzing O-glycosyl compounds. Lineage: Eukaryota; Metazoa; Arthropoda; Insecta; Hymenoptera; Braconidae. The record is from RefSeq and is a predicted model, not a curated record. The transcript has 5 exons.